UGCUACGACGUCAAAAAUGGCGUCGCUGGAAACCCAUGGAACGUCGUCGCAUAUUUUUAUGAAACUCCUGGAAAAGUUGGAUGGUAAUCAGCAUAUAAAGACAAUCAGAAACCAUUUAGAUGGCCUUAGCAAAACUCACAAUGAAAUAGAAGAAGAAACACAGUCGGAAAAGUUUCUGUCAUGGGCAAGGUAUGAAAAGAACAUCAAGAUCAUUGGAGCUGAUGUCCCGUCAGGCAUUCUACCGAGUGGCAAAGAUGGGCAGUUACUGGAUGUUAAAGUCUUUGUGAGAAAUGGACCUGAUGAUGCGGUGUAUGACAAUAAUAAAGCAAUAAGAGACCGGGUUGCUCGCGGUAACAGUUUCCUUCAGCUGAACUCGGGCCGAACAUUCUGCGUAUUACAGGCUAUGAAAAAGUUCACUGGGGGGUUAGGGGAUGACGAUGACAGAGAAGCAGGAGAUAUGAUGGUCUGGGAGAAAUACUUUACCAAGCCUUUUAAAGAGGCCGAUCAUGUUGUGAGUACGGAAAAGGCUAAUGGGGAGGCCGCCCACCUUAGCUGCUUCAGGCUGGACGGACAACUCAUUCUGUGUGGCGGGUCGAAGAAUGUCCACUUGCUCUUCAACACCAGAAAGGAUAUUGACCUGUAUGUGGAGAGUCGCUACCGGAUAGCAACCGAGAUCUGUCACUCAGUUAUGGACUAUAUGGAAGGGUUGUCGGAGGAGGCACGCACUGACAUACUGGAGUUUCUUGCUGACAGUCGAUACACGGCCGUAUUUGAAAUCUUGUCCCCUGCUCAUCAACAUGUCGUUAACCUGUCCCACUUAAAGAGACCAGUGUUGAAGUUUAUCUCAUGGACUAGAUGCGAAUUGGAGCCAUCAGAAAAGCUAGAACAUCUAAAUGUUGUACCCCCACAAGUUGGCAUUGAGAUUGCACAAUGUCUAGGGCUUGACCCCAUUUCUUACAAGAUUGUACACAUGAAGGACCUUGAUGAACACAUGAAAAAGGUACGGCAGGGUAGAAAUGUGGAGGGGGAAGUUCUCUAUUUCCUGGACAAACAAGGACAAGUGAUUGGACUGCUGAAGAAGAAAUCUGUAUGGUACAUUGUGUGUCGCGCCAUACGGGAGAAAGUUAAGAGAGCUGUGAACCAGAGCAAACAGAACCCAGACAAGUUCUCCCUCUCCAGACAUCUUCACCUGGUUGAGAGGCGGAUGAAGGAGAUACAGAAAUGGCUUAAUCUUGACCAUCAAACUACACAAGAAUGGACGGAACUGGGUAGUAAAUGUGUGAAGUGGGCGUUACAUGCUGUUGAACAGGACACGCUGCCAAUGUCAGAAGUCCAGGAUCUAUUUCCUGUAUACUGGUCAAGGUUUCUGAAAGAGACAGACAACAGUGACUUGAUAAAUGUUGGUGAAGAGGUGAUGAUUUCUGGUGAUCAAAGCAAGGAGGGAGCCUGUGCCAGCUGACAGGAAUUUACUGAUAUCGUAAACAGAGGAAUUAACACAGUAAUAUUACUGUCCGAUCAUAUGACAAUCCAAAUGGGAAUGUCCAGGUACAACUUACAAGUUAAGAUGGUUAUUAUGUUUAAAAUUAAACUGACAGCUGAAAAACUAUUCAAUGAGGUUUGAUGUUGUCUGUAUGUUAGAAUUAGCUUUCAGUUAUUGAAAUUUAUUACCAUAGGUUAUCUUUAAUUUAUGAAUUUUUUUAUAUGUCUCUGGAGACACAUGAUUUCUGUUCUUUUUUAGGUAUGCAUAAAUUGUUACUGUGAUCUGUACAAAUGUAUAUACAUUUUUAAAAUAAAUUAUAUUAGCGAA
Mya arenaria is the source of this 1807-nucleotide messenger RNA. RefSeq lists its product as uncharacterized. Bases 17 to 1459 code for a protein of 480 amino acids. The record is from RefSeq and is a predicted model, not a curated record. NCBI's taxonomy places the organism in Eukaryota, Metazoa, Mollusca, Bivalvia, Myida, Myidae. The transcript has 12 exons.